Molecule: messenger RNA, 7728 nt
Organism: Strigops habroptila (Kakapo)
Lineage: Eukaryota; Metazoa; Chordata; Aves; Psittaciformes; Psittacidae
Product: IgGFc-binding protein-like
Exons: 30
Coding region: 1-7728 (2575 amino acids)
Cellular component (GO): membrane
Molecular function (GO): protein binding
Source: RefSeq, a predicted model, not a curated record
AUGCCGACAGCCCCUUCCUGUAAAAAGAAGGAGCCGGUGGAGGGGCUAGUGCUGCCCUGCCGCGGGUGGCCGUGGAGGGGCCGGUGUGAGGAGCAGAGCAGUCGUCGAUCGUCCGCGGGCUGCGGCUGCACCGAGCGAGAAGGGAAAACGCCGCCACCGCUGCUCCAUGUGCGCGCUGUCGGCAGGCGCCCGGUGGGCACAGCGCGGGACUGCAGCUCCGGUGCCGCUCAUGGGCACGCGCCGUGCGUCGUGUGCUGCCGCCUCGUGGCGAAGCGCGGUGGUGCAGCGCCGGCAUCGUACCGGUGCUGCCGCAGCACGGCCCCGUGCCCGGGCCUAGUGCCGGUGGAGAGUGAAUCCAGUUUACAUAGUGCGUGCGUGGUGAAGAUGGAGUUUGGACUUGGGGAAGAAACUGCCAUGGUGCUUGCUCAACAACUGACUUCCCCGCAGACCAGGAUCAAGCAAAGACCAACUGGGCGCUUGAGAACAUGGGAUCCUGAAACAGCUUACCUCACCAGAUGUGAUUUUAACAACAACUCAAGACCAUUUUGUGACUGGACCCAACCUUGCAAUCCCAACCAGGGAUUAUGGAUACGAACCAAGCAUGAUACUCCGACUAAUGGAACAGGUCCUGAUGGAGACUAUCCUGAUGGAAAAGGCUAUUUCAUCUACCAAGAAGCAAGUAAUCUGAUCCCAUUUGACACUAACAGACUUGAGAGCCCAGAUAUUGUUGUUUCUGAAAAAAUAUGCAUAGAUUUCUGGUACUAUAUGUUUGGGUCAGAAGAAAUGAAUGAGCUGAGAGUGCUUAUCCAAGACAGCAUGGGGGAGUCGGCAGUGUGGAGUCGGAAAGGAAGCCAGAAUUCCUCAUGGAACUAUGGUGCCAUCACUCAUACUUUUCCAAGAGAGAGAAAUAUAAAGGUAAUAUUUGAGGCUGUCCGAGGACUGACAGAGUAUGGGGAUACGGCACUGGACAAUGUGAGAGUAAGGGAUGGAUCCUGUGAAGCAAUUUGCAGUAUACAUGGGGAUCCUCACUAUGACACAUUUGACAAGCAGCGUCAUGACUUCAUGGGCACCUGCACCUACACCCUCUCCAAGCUGUGCGAGAGCAACAGCUCGCUGCCCUAUUUCAACGUAGAAGCAGCCAACGAACACAGGGGAGACAACACUCAUGUGUCCUACGUCCAAUACGUGGAUGUUGAUGUGUAUGGCUACAGGAUCAAUCUGGGUAAAAACAGAGUUGUUAAGGUUGAUGGAGUCAGCCAGGUGCUCCCUCUGAUGCUGGUGCAGCGUGUCAGUAUUUCCCUCAGUGGGCAGUAUGUUGUGGUUACUACUGACUUUGGGCUGAAUGUCAGGUGCUUGCCAGAUGAUGGUCAUACUCCAAGUUGCACUGCUGAUGAAAAACAUAUCAUCCAAAGCAAUGAAUACUGUGGUCUGAUCACAGAUCCCAGUGGUCCAUUCCAGAAUUGCCACUCAGUAAUUGAUCCACAGAGUUAUUCUGAAGCCUGCCAGUAUGAUCUCUGUGAACUUCAUUUGAACAAUGCAGCCCUCUGUCAAAACCUGCAGGCUUAUGCAGACGUGUGCCAAUCUGCAGGAGUCCAGCUGGCACCAUGGAGAAAUGCAACCUUCUGCCCACCAUACAACUGCAACCUGCCGUGCGUGGAGGGCUGUGUGUGCGACAGCGGGUACCUGCUCUACAAUGACCAGUGCGUGCCCAGCCAGCAGUGUGGGUGCUGGCACAAUGGGCAGCACUACCCCGUGGGCUCUGAGUUCUGGACAGACAACACCUGCUCGUCAAAGUGCACGUGUCCCGCGCGGGGAAGCAAAGUCCAGUGCUUUAAUGCCUCAUGCCCUGCGGGCCAGUUCUGCGGGGUGCAGGAUGGGAGACCUGAGUGCCUCGAGCAAUCCUACGGCAUCUGCCAUGUCCACGGUGACCCUCACUACAAAACCUUUGACGAGGUGACGCACGACUUCAUGGGCAACUGCACCUACACCCUGGCCAAAUUGUGCUCCAACACCACCUCCCUGCCCUACUUCAAUGUUGAGGCCAAGAACGAGCAUCGUGGGAACAGCAGAGUGACGUACGUGCGCGAAGUCCUGGUUGAGGUGUACGGAGAGCGCAUCACCAUUGUCAAGGAGGAGACGAGCCAAGUGCUGGUGAACAACGUGCGCCAGACCUUGCCGGUGAGCGCAGCGGGAGGUGCCGUCACGGUAAGCAGGAGCGGCCGCUACAUCGUCCUGGAGACAGACUUCAACCUCAGAGUGUCCUACGACACUGACCACUCGGUGGAGGUGAAGGUGCCCACCACCUACUUCAACCUGACCUGUGGCAUGUGUGGGAACUUCAACAACCGUAGAGAGGAUGAGUACAUGAUGCCCAACGGGCAGCAAGCCGCAGACUCCAAUGAACUGGGGGAGAGCUGGCAGGUCCCAGACAGUGACUCGUCUUGCGGUGUCCCCGACCCCUCCCCACCCUGCAGUGCAGAAGAGGAGAAGCUCUACCAAUCAGACCAGUUCUGUGGCAUGCUGACUGCCAGGCCUGGCUCUUUUGAGAACUGUCACGCUGUGAUCAACCCCCAAAGCUACUUUGAGACCUGCUUGUAUGACCUGUGUGCCCUGAAUGGUGGCCAGGAGGUCCUGUGUGCUGCUCUGGAGGCCUAUGCUGAUGCUUGCCAAGCAGUCGGUGUGACUCUCCUUCCCUGGAGGAAUGCCACCUUCUGCCCUGUUGCAUGCCCUCCCAAUAGUCAUUACAAUCCAUGCACCAGUGCUUGUCCAGCAACCUGCGUUGACCCUCUUGCAUCAAAGAACUGCAGCAGACCUUGUAUAGAAGGAUGUGAAUGCAGCAAUGGUUUUGUCGUCAGUGGUGGAGAGUGUGUUUCCAUGAGCAACUGCGGCUGCCUUCAGAAUGGCAGAUAUUAUGAGAAGGGAGAAGCCUUUUGGCAAACAGACUGUGCAGGCCAAUGUGUAUGUGCUGGAAAUGGCACUGUAGUUUGCAAUUCAGACACUUGCGAAGUAAGUGAAGUUUGCAAGGUACAGAAUGGACUCCUGGGAUGUUAUCCAUUGAAUCCCAGCACCUGCCACAUUUUUGGGGAUCCACAUUAUAUAACCUUUGAUGGAAGACUGUACCAUUUCCAAGGAGACUGCAAUUAUACUGUCGUUGAGACAUGCACAAAUUCUUCUGAAAUGUUUUCAGUGACAACCAGAAAUGAACAUAGAGGAAACCCGAACUGGACAGCCUUGAACUCAGUUGCUGUCACACUGAAAAAUCUUCAUAUUGUUUUGAAGAAAAAUAGAGAGACCUAUGUGAAUGGAGUUCAGGUUUAUCUUCCUGUGGAUUUGAAUCAUGGAGCCAGAGUAGCUACGGAAGGACGUUAUGUGGUUGUUGAUACCCCUGUAGGGAUACAGGUUAAGUUUGAUGGUGACCAGGAGCUUUUCAUUCUGGCUGAUGAAAGCCUCAAAGGACAACUGUGUGGUCUGUGUGGGACAUUCAAUGACAACCAACUGGAUGAUUUUCUAAAUCCAGAUAAAGUCCUAGAACAGGAUGCAAAUAAAUUUGGUGACAGCUGGCUAGUGAAGGAUGACAACAGCACAUGUAGUCCAGUUGCAGUUGUACCACCUACCUGUGACACAGCAAAAGAGAAAGAAUAUGAAGAACUCUGCAAAACUAUUUUGAGAAAUAGUGGGCCUUUUCAGGUCUGCCAUUGGCACAUUCCCCCACAGCUGUACUUUGAGAGCUGUGUCUAUGACAUGUGUGCUACAGAGGGGGAUUCUGAUCAGUUUUGCAAGAUUUUAGAGGCAUAUGCUGCUGCCUGUGAACUUGGAGGUGUAAAUCUGGGUGAAUGGAAGAAAGAUACCAUCUGUGCUGCACCAACAGCCUGCAAUAUGUCCUGCACAUUUGAUGUCGACUUCUGUGGGUGGGAACAGGCAACCAGUGACAACUUUGACUGGACAAGGCACAAGGGGCCAACACCCACGCCAGAUACCGGCCCAUCCCAAGACCACACAACCGGAGAGGGCUACUAUAUCUACCUGCAAGGAAGUAAUCAAAAGCCGGGCGAGGUAGCCCAGUUGGUCAGUCCAGUGUGCGGUUCAGAAGGACCACACUGCUUCCGCUUCUGGUAUCACAUGUACGGAGCGGCUGAAGCAAUGGCUCUGCGGGUGUAUGUAGUUCACAAUGAAACAUCAACACUGGAAUGGAAAGAGGCUGGAAACCAAGGGGACAGAUGGAACUUGGGAGAGAUCACGGUACACAGCAAAGGGAACAUGCAGAUUGUCCUGGAGGGCAUGAUAGGUGAAGAUUUCCGGAGCGAUAUAGCAUUGGAUGAUCUGUCCAUUGAAAAAGGGUACUGCACAGGAGAAGUGACACCAACAACACCAGGUACCGCUAUCACAACACCUUCAGAAGACAAAACCACAUCAGCACCCAUGCCAGGCUCAGGGACUUGUGUGGUAGAAGGAGAUCCUCACUACCACACGUUUGACAAUCAGCUGCACCACUUCAUGGGCACCUGCACCUACACCCUCUCCAAGCUGUGCGAGAGCAACAGUUCGCUGCCCUACUUCAACGUGGAAGCAGCCAACGAACACAGGGGAGACAACACUCGCGUGUCCUACGUCCAAUACGUGGAUGUCGAUGUGGCUGGCCAGCGCAUAAGGCUGGGGAAGGGUGGAGUGGUGACGGUCAAUGGAGUGGCAGAGGUCCUGCCCUGCACCCCAUCUGCGGGUGUGCAGGUCUUGUCCAGCGGGUUCUACACUGUGGUCACGACAGACUUUGGUUUGAAAGUGAAGUUUGAUGGGAGCCAUCGGGUGGAGGUGACGCUUCCGAGCACCUUUGGGCAGAAGGUGUGUGGCAUGUGUGGGAACUUCAACGGGAUGGCAUCAGAUGACUUCCUGAACCCGGAAGGGGUGCUGGAGCCAGACUCCACCAGCCUGGGCAACAGCUGGCAGGUGUCCAACGACAGCAGCUGCUCAGCCGGAUCACUCCCCACCCCAGCCUGCAGUGAGACGGACAAGGAAGUCAUUGCCAGCAGCCACUUCUGCGGGCUCCUUGCCGACACCAGCGGCCCGUUCCAGAUGUGCCACGCUGUGCUGAGCCCCAGCGGUUACUUUGACACCUGCGCUUAUGACCUGUGUGAGCUGGGGCUGGACCACGAAGCCCUGUGCAAGAGCUUGCAGUCCUAUGCAGAUGCCUGCCAGUCGCUUGGUGUCAAGAUACCUGUGUGGAGGAACGCAACCUUCUGCCCUGUCACCUGUCCAGCCAACAGUCACUACGAGCCCUGUGCUGCAGCCUGCCCUGCCACCUGUGUUGACCCCACGGCUCCCGCUAGCUGCAACCUGCCGUGCGUGGAGGGCUGUGUGUGCGACAGCGGGUACCUGCUCUACAAUGACCAGUGCGUGCCCAGCCAGCAGUGUGGGUGCUGGCACAACGGGCAGCACUACCCCGUGGGCUCUGAGUUCUGGACGGACAACACCUGCUCGUCAAAGUGCACGUGUCCCGCGCGGGGAAGCAAAGUCCAGUGCUUUAAUGCCUCAUGCCCUGCGGGCCAGUUCUGCGGGGUGCAGGAUGGGAGACCUGAGUGCCUCGAGCAAUCCUACGGCAUCUGCCAUGUCCACGGUGACCCUCACUACAAAACCUUUGACGAGGUGACGCACGACUUCAUGGGCAACUGCACCUACACCCUGGCCAAAUUGUGCUCCAACACCACCUCCCUGCCCUACUUCAAUGUUGAGGCCAAGAACGAGCAUCGUGGGAACAGCAGAGUGACGUACGUGCGCGAAGUCCUGGUUGAGGUGUACGGAGAGCGCAUCACCAUUGUCAAGGAGGAGACGAGCCAAGUGCUGGUGAACAACGUGCGCCAGACCUUGCCGGUGAGCGCAGCGGGAGGUGCCGUCACGGUAAGCAGGAGCGGCCGCUACAUCGUCCUGGAGACAGACUUCAACCUCAGAGUGUCCUACGACACUGACCACUCGGUGGAGGUGAAGGUGCCCACCACCUACUUCAACCUGACCUGUGGCAUGUGUGGGAACUUCAACAACCGUAGAGAGGAUGAGUACAUGAUGCCCAACGGGCAGCAAGCCGCAGACUCCAAUGAACUGGGGGAGAGCUGGCAGGUCCCAGACAGUGACUCGUCUUGCGGUGUCCCCGACCCUUCCCCACCCUGCAGUGCAGAAGAGGAGAAGCUCUACCAAUCAGACCAGUUCUGUGGCAUGCUGACUGCCAGGCCUGGCUCUUUUGAGAACUGUCACGCUGUGAUCAACCCCCAGAGCUACUUUGAGACCUGCUUGUAUGACCUGUGUGCCCUGAAUGGUGGCCAGGAGGUCCUGUGUGCUGCUCUGGAGGCCUAUGCUGAUGCUUGCCAAGCAGUCGGUGUGACUCUUCUUCCCUGGAGGAAUGCCACCUUCUGCUCCCUGCUGUGCCCCGACAACAGCUACUAUGACCCCUGCAUGACUGGCUGUCCUGCCACCUGUGUUGACCAACAAGCCCCACAGAACUGCUCCAAGCCGUGCAUGGAGGGCUGCGCGUGUACCUCUGGCUUCCUCCUCAGCGGAGACACCUGUGUGCCCGAGGCCCACUGUGGCUGCCUCUUUGAGGGCAACUACUACAGCGAAGGCGAGUACUCUGUGAGCGAGGACUGCGCUCGCCAGUGCCGGUGUGAAGCCAACGGGCAAAUGGUUUGCUCUCCAUUGUCCUGUGGUGAGGACGAGGUCUGCAAGAUCCAGGAUGGCCAGAGGGGCUGCUACCCAGCCAGCAUUGCUCUCUGCCACAUCUACGGCGACCCGCAUUACAGCACCUUCGAUGGGAAGCUUCACCACUUCCAGGGCUCUUGCAACUACACAGUGGUGACAGGCUGUGACAACUCCUCCGUUGGGUUCAGUGUCACCACCCGCAAUGAACAUCGUGGCAGCCAGAGCUGGACAGCUCUGAAUUCGGUGGCACUGUCCAUGGAAGGCCUCCACAUUGCACUGCGCGAGAACAAGGCUGUCUACAUCAACGGUGCUCUGGCCUCCCUGCCUGCUUCUCCUGCCCCCGGUGUAAACAUUUCCCUGAGUGGCUCCUACGUGCGGGUUUCUACCGAGCUGGGCCUGCAGCUGCUGUUCAAUGGGGGUGAUGAGCUCCUAGUGAAGGUGUCUGAGAAGCACAAGGGCAAGCUGUGUGGGCUGUGUGGGACGUACACUGGGAGCCAGCAAGAUGACUUCAUGCGGCCCGAUGGGGUUGUCGUGCCCGACUUCAAUGACUUUGGAGCCAGCUGGAUGGUGCCGGAUGAUGAGUGGCCGUGUGACCCAGCCAUCAGCCCGCCCGCAUCCUGCUCCCCCUCUGAGGAGGAGGCAGCUAAGGAGCAGUGUGCAAUCCUCACGCAACUUGGUGGCCCGUUCCAGCCAUGCCACGCAGUUCUACCACCCAAGACGUACUUUGAGAGCUGCGUCUAUGACCAGUGCGCCACGGGCAGCAGCACAGAGCAGCUCUGCCGUGACCUGGAGGCCUAUGCCUCAGCGUGUGCUGAGGCAGGCGUUUCUCUGGGAGACUGGAGCGCUGGCACCGUCUGUGAUCCAUCGACACCAAAACCCACGCUCCCCUUGCCAGGAACUACAACGCAGCCUCCACGCACGCCAUCACCACCAAGACCCACACCGAGCACAGGCACUCUAAUGCUCCCUCCCAAUUUUCUACUGCUUGUGACAAGUGUUCAAUUAGCUUUCUUCGAGGCUCAUGGCCAAGGGAUGGAAUGUCUGUAG